GAGAUCCAAUAUGCACCGCUUCUUCCACUUCCUCUCCCUCCUCAUUUUCUUGCUUCCCGAUGAAACCAGCUACUCCGCGGCCGCAGAUUCCGGCGGCGGCGGUCAGUGCAUACGCCGGUGCGGCGGCGCCACUGUCCCCUACCCUUUUGGCUUUUCCCCCGGCUGCCCCAUCGCCCUGUCGUGCGACGCCAGCACCUCCACGCCGAUCCUCCCAUACAUAGGAGAGAACGACACCAUGUAUCGCGUGAUAGCCUUCAACUCCACCACCUCCACGGUCGUUGUCGGCCUCCCGCCGUCGUGCAGCCGCAGCGUCCCUGAGACCAGGAGGGAGCUCUCUGGGGGCAACUAUGGCCUGUCGUCUCGCACCGGUCUUUUCCUCCGUGGUGGCUGCAGCAGGAUCAACGCGUCGGCGGGCGCCGGAUGCAGUGUGCCCGCGGACGUCUUGUCCAGGCGGCUCCGCACGGCGCCGUGCGUCCGCCUCGGCAACGACCCCGCUGUGGCAUGCGUCGCUCCCACUGUGGCAAACUCCACGGUGCAUGACCAGUUUCUGCGGUGGGAGAAGGUCGAGAAUCAAAAGUGUGACGACGUGCUGACCUCCACGGUGUUCGUGCUCACGGCGGAGGGGACGACUACGCUGGAGUUUGGCGUGUCCGAGCUUGGCUGGUGGCUCAACGGGACGUGCGGCGCCGGCACGGGCGAGCGUUGCGCAGCGAACGCGACGUGCACCGACGUACAAACGCCUAGCGGGGAGAUGGGGCACCGGUGCGCGUGCAUGGCGGGGAUGGCCGGCGACGGAUUCAUGGCCGGCGACGGAUGCUACCUCGCACCUGUGUCUCGCUCGAAGCAUAAACAACUAGUAGCGGUGUUGACGUCUGUUGCUUCCGUGGUGUUCCUACUUUCUCUUUCCAUAACGGCUUCCUUCCUCAUUCGCCGCAAUACCAUGAAGAAAACCAAACGAGCUUUGAAACUGGGGACAACACUCUUUCGUGGUGAACUUGUCCACGACGAACUCGACCAAGGAGUUGAGGGCCCCCGUCGAUUUUCUUAUAACGAGCUCGCGGUCGCGACCGAUAAUUUCUCUGAUGAUAGAGCGCUUGGGAGAGGAGGCUUUGGUUCUGUGUACCGAGGGUUUAUGAGCGACAUGAACCACGAAGUUGCUGUUAAGAGGGUGUCCGAGUCCUCUCGACAGGGCUGGAAGGAGUUCGCCUCUGAGGUGCGGAUCAUUAGUCGUCUCAGGCAUCGGAACCUUGUGCAACUCAUUGGCUGGUGCCAUGGCGGUGACGAGCUCCUCCUCGUCUACGAGCUGAUGCACAAUAGCAGCCUCGACACUCAUUUGUACAGAUCUGACUACGUGUUCACAUGGCCUGUUAGGUAUGAGAUAGUGCUGGGCGUAGGUUCGGCACUUCUGUACCUGCACCAAGACACGGAGCAGCGCGUGGUGCACAGGGACAUCAAGCCAAGCAACAUCAUGUUGGACACGUCCUUCACCGCCAAACUUGGUGACUUUGGGCUCGCAAGGCUCAUCAAUGACGGCAGAAGAUCGCACACGACCGGCAUUGCCGGCACGAUGGGGUACAUCGAUCCAGAGAGCGUGAUAACCGGCAGGGCGAGCGUAGAGUCGGAUGUGUACAGCUUUGGGGUUGUCCUCCUCGAGGUCGCCUCUGGCCAGCGGCCAACUCUAGUCCAGGAAGACGGCGACGUCAUCCACCUGGUCCAAUGGGUGUGGGAGUUGUAUGGCAGAGGCUUAAUUCUUGACGCUGCCGACAAGCGACUUAGUGGGGAGUUUGAGGGCAGGAAGAUGGAGCGUGUGAUGGUCGUGGGGCUCUGGUGCGCGCACCCUGACCGUGGCAUGCGUCCAUCCAUCAGGCAAGCGAUGAACGUGCUGCGGUUCGAAGCGCCGUUGCCGAGCCUCCCGGCGAGGAUGCCGGUGGCGACCUAUGGGCCGCCGACUAAUCCUUCAUUUUCCGGGACUUCGGUGCUGAGUAGCAUGAGUGGCCGUUGAUGUGUGGGAAUGCUGGUUGAAUUCUCCGGUUAUUAAUUAUAGAAUCUUAGUAUAUGGUCCGUGAGAAGUAUAUACAGAAGUGAAAUGUUGCCGCUA
Messenger RNA from Hordeum vulgare subsp. vulgare (domesticated barley), 2098 nucleotides. RefSeq names its product L-type lectin-domain containing receptor kinase IX.1-like. The transcript has 3 exons. Gene Ontology annotation, biological process: protein phosphorylation. Gene Ontology annotation, cellular component: plasma membrane. The record is from RefSeq and is a predicted model, not a curated record. Lineage: Eukaryota; Viridiplantae; Streptophyta; Magnoliopsida; Poales; Poaceae. Gene Ontology annotation, molecular function: ATP binding; protein kinase activity; polysaccharide binding. Bases 11 to 2002 code for a protein of 663 amino acids.